Cladophialophora immunda is the source of this 2472-nucleotide messenger RNA. Its product is annotated as allophanate hydrolase. Gene Ontology annotation, molecular function: catalytic activity. The coding region runs from base 1 to 2172 and encodes 723 amino acids. The transcript is spliced from 4 exons. Lineage: Eukaryota; Fungi; Ascomycota; Eurotiomycetes; Chaetothyriales; Herpotrichiellaceae. The record is from RefSeq and is a predicted model, not a curated record.
AUGGGUAUGUCAAAGGACAAGCAAGGCUUCCUCACCAUCGAGGCGAAGCCCUACCCCUUUUCCUUCCCGCUCCAGCACACGGCGCUGCUGGUGAUUGAUAUGCAGCGUGAUUUCAUCUCCGCUGGCGGCUUUGGCGAGAUCCAAGGCGGAAACCUGGAGGCGGUUCAGGCCUCCAUUGCUCCUACGAAGCAACUCCUGGAUGCAUGCCGCGAUGCUGGCAUGCACAUCUUCCACACCAGAGAAGGCCAGGUGCCGUCCCUGGCGGACUGUCCGUCCUCGAAACUCGUUCGACAGGCGGCUGCACCUGGGAACACGCAACAUCUGAAGGUGAUCGGCGACAAAGGCGAAAUGGGACGUCUUUUGGUGCGCGGGGAGUACGGCCACGACAUCGUCGACGAGCUGCAGCCCCUCCCAUCGGAGGUGGUGAUUGACAAGCCGGGCAAGGGCUCGUUUUGGAACACCCCGAUCCUGCACAAAUUGAAGGCCUACGGGAUCACCCACCUCCUCGUCUCCGGGGUCACGACAGAAUGCUGCUUUUCAACCACGAUCCGAGAAGCCAACGACCGGGGGUUCGAGUGCUGCGGCAUCGUGCAGAGCACGGCCGGCUACAACUCGGCCUUCAAAACCGCCUCGCUCGACAUGAUCCACUGGUCCCAGGGCCUGUUCGGCUUCGUGGCCGAUCUCCAACCGGUGCUGGAUGUGCUUUCCCCCUGGCAAAGCCAGAGCAAGGGAGUCAGCACGCCUCCGCAGACACCGCCGUCUUGGGAUGGGAAGCUCGGGAUUGCCGAUCUCCAGGCCUCGUACAGGAGUGGAUUGUCUCCCCUCGAGCUGGUCAAUGCGCUGUUCGACCGGAUCGAGAAAUAUGAACACAUUGAUGGCGCGGUAUGGAUCCGACGAGAGUCGCGAGAGGCAGUCUUGGACCAAGCACGCCGUCUCCUGGAGCUCUAUCCAGACAAGAACGCGCGUCCAGCACUAUUUGGUGUGCCGUUCACAGUCAAGGACUCUAUUGACGUGCAAGGAGUCGAAACCACCACGGCGUGUCCCCCACUGGCGUUUGUGGCCACCAAAUCUGCCAUGUGCUACCAAAAGGUGGUUGGACAGGGUGCCUUAUACCUGGGCAAAGUCAACUUGGAUCAAUUGGCAACUGGGCUGAGCGGGUGCAGAAGCCCGUUCGGCAUCACGCACUCCGUUUUCAGCGACGAGCACAUAUCUGGCGGGAGCAGCAGCGGAAGUUGUGUGAGCGUGGGCGCAGAUCUGGCGACUUUCUCGCUGGCAACAGACACGGCCGGGUCUGGGCGAGUGCCAGCUGGCUUCAACGGCGUUGUGGGAUACAAGCCUACACGCGGGUUGGUGUCUUUUGAGGGCGUGACGCCUGCUUGCUUGUCACUUGAUUGCAUCGCCUUCACCGCCCGGACGGUCGAAGAUGCCCGUACGCUGUGGCAGGUGUGCGAGGGAUACGAUGAAAAUGACCGUUAUGCCCGCGAUACAUUCCCUGCCGAACGACACGUCAACUCGAUAGGGACGCAACGAGAGGCAUUUCGAUUUGGCAUCCCUCCCCCCGAGCUUCUCGAAGUCUGUUCACCUAGCUUCCGCAAACUGUUUAAUGAAGCCGUCGCACGGCUCCAAGGCAUGGGAGGCACUCUGGUGGCCAUGGACUGGACUCCAUUCCAGAAAGCGGGAGACCUGCUCUAUGAAGGCACGUUUGUCUCGGAGAGACUGGCUAGCUUACCGGACGAUUUUCUGGAGAAGAACAGGCAGCACCUCCACCCGGUCAUCCUCGAGCUAUUCGAGAAGGUGGUGGCACGACAGAGCACGGCGGUGCAGUUGUUCAGAGAACUCCAGGCCAAGGCGCUGUACUCCCGACAAGCCACAUCGCAGUUCAGGAGUGCCGAUCGAUUGGGGCUUGACGUGGUGGUGGUGCCCACCGCGCCGUGGCAUCCCACCAUCCAGGAAAUGCUUGCAGAUCCCAUCCGGCUGAAUGCGAAGAUGGGCACCUUCACGCAUUUUGCCAACGUGCUGGACAUGUGCGGCAUUGCCGUGCCAUCCUCGACAUACCAGGAAAGCGAGGCUGGGCCUCGACUGCCGUUCAGCGUCACGUUCCUGGGCAGCCGAUGCUCUGACAGCGAGGUGCUGGGGAUUGCCGGCCGAUACCAGGAGGCGACGGGGCGAUAGGCGGGAGGGGACAACUCUUAGUAUUCUUUUCUCUUGUGGUUUGUUGCGUGUGUAUUGAUAAAAGAGCAGGACAUGUUGCAUUAGGGCGAGCAGACGAGGACCCAGGACCCCAGCAUGGCCCAAUGUCGAAGGUUGAAGCGUCUCACCCACGCCCAGCGGCCUGGUCGGUGGCCUACGGUGCCCUAUGGUGCCCCUACGGAGGCCCUUGGGUCAUGGCACCCAGCAGAUCAGCCAAUCGAGUGGCCGGCUUCCUUAUCUCGAGCAGCCGUGGGAAGCGACACUAGACGGCCUUGUCUGCUA